Lodderomyces pseudojiufengensis is the source of this 369-nucleotide messenger RNA. RefSeq lists its product as uncharacterized. The coding region runs from base 1 to 369 and encodes 122 amino acids. The transcript has a single exon. The record is from RefSeq and is a predicted model, not a curated record. Lineage: Eukaryota; Fungi; Ascomycota; Pichiomycetes; Serinales; Debaryomycetaceae.
AUGUCAACCAUGGAACCAGAGAAAACCGGUUAUAAAAAUUAUAGCAGACAAAAGUUAUUGGAAAUUGUUGAUGAAUGUAGAGAAGCUCCUGCAGAACAAUUAAGACAAUUGAAAAGAUUAAGAUGUGAUGAGUUUGAUAUACCAAUUAGAACUUUAAAUACAUAUUUAAAAUUAGAUCCAUCAAUGAUGGAUAUUGAAAAAAGUAAUGAAAAAUUAACAAGAUUAGAAGAGAAAGAACUUUGUAAUUAUUUAAUGGAAGCAGCUCAAAAAGGUGUACCUAUAGAUGGUAAAACAUUGAUGUUAAGUGCUAUUAAUCUUCUUCAAAAAAGAGAUCCAAAAGGUUCAUUGUCACCAGGAUGGUUAAAAUGA